Messenger RNA from Cloeon dipterum, 1095 nucleotides. RefSeq lists its product as uncharacterized. Lineage: Eukaryota; Metazoa; Arthropoda; Insecta; Ephemeroptera; Baetidae. The coding region runs from base 405 to 782 and encodes 125 amino acids. The transcript has 3 exons. The record is from RefSeq and is a predicted model, not a curated record.
UGCAAAUCUCUUGGUUAUGUGUGGACACAUGACUCGUUUAUUGAUAAUUUUAAAGCUUUGAAUUUGUUAAAAUAAUGUGAAGAACAGAGAUGCAUUGCAGCCCGCAAAUUUAAUUUUUAUUUUGCAAUAGAUGAUUCAUGCGUUAUUUUGUGACACAUUUACAAGACAAAUUUUGUGACAAAUCGUGUCCGGGUUGAGUUAGAUAAAUGUGUCGGUGCCGUGAAGGACCAAAUUGCAGCUGGUGAAAGUUGUGUAUCCCGUGCCAAGAGUUACAAUCAUAGUUGGUGAGACCAUGCAGCCGAAGCCUCAUUGUGUGUUGUGUGUUGUGAGUAGUUAUGGAGACAGAAAUAUUUUUGAAUGUUUUCAUUGUGUUUUUGUGGCCCAAUGAGUGAAGUUAUCAAAAUAUGGAAAUUAUAUUGUUCACAAUCAGUAGGGAGAUGGAAGACACUGAUGCUGCGGAAGAGUGCGCGUUGGAGAAGCCAACUGAAGCCAAACAACAGAGUUCGGACGUUGAUUCCAAAUUGAGGGAUGACCUGAGCAGCGAAGAUUCGGACUCUGACCAGGACAUCUUUUUAGAGUUUGACAGCCCGAAGGAACAGACAAUGCCAGUUGGCAGCAGUGAAACAGAGGAUCAUCUUCCAGGAAGUGUGCCCGAGCUAUCAUAUGUUGCAGUUCGGCAAUCACUGCAAAUUCUUGUGGAGGACUGGCAGUUAGAGUUGGCGAAAUUGGCUGCAUGUGCAAGAGGCCCAGUGCCAAAGAGAAGGAGACCGAUCUUCAACUAAUAGACGGGGUGAUCAUUCUUGUAAAGUGUGUGGUUUGCUUUGUAAUGCAGGAAGAUUAUUUUCGAUCAUUUUUAUUGUAAAUUGUCGGCUAGUGGUGACAAUCCUUUUGUAGUUGGAUGCUUUUGUCUUGGAUUUAUUUUUUUUCGAGUGGGUUUUUGCAGUGUGGUGGUCGGGUUGUUGUAUAUAAAACUGGAAUUGGUGGCUGACAUUAAAAGAUAAUAGGGAAGUGAAAUUUGAAAAACAAUGUUUUAUUGAAUUCAAUGGCGGUACACUACCCGGGUUGCAUUCCGAUGAAAAGAGCUACAAAUAUUUA